This is a messenger RNA of Phoenix dactylifera (date palm), 1462 nucleotides long. Lineage: Eukaryota; Viridiplantae; Streptophyta; Magnoliopsida; Arecales; Arecaceae. The record is from RefSeq and is a predicted model, not a curated record.
CCACCAAACCCAUUUAUAUAAAUUCCCACACCCCGCUCCUCUCUUUAUGCUAAAAACUCCAUCCCAAGCUUUCCUCUUCCCUUCGCUCCAGCCUUCAGUGAAGUCCCAGGCUUCCCUCUCUAAUGCCCAAAUAAAGCUGCAUUGAAGUCCCAAGAAGUCGUUCAGCAAUCCAAAUCCAUGGACGUCGACAACUGGGAUCUACAGGCAGUAGUAAGGGGAUGCUGUUUGACAAGACCAUCAACAGAUCCCUUCUCUUCCUUCCCCCCUCUUGUCCUAAAGGAGGAGCAGGUAGAUGGAGGAAAGGACAUUCUUUUUGACUUUCCAGACAUCAUGGACACAGAAACCUCUUUCCAUGAGUUGGAGGAGCUCUGCAAGCCCUUCUUCCUCAAACCCCAUCAGCAACCAUUACGGCAGCAACCAUCCCUGCUCUCCCCCCAGCUUAGUAGUCCUUCCCAACAACAGCCGAGGCUGCCUCAACGGCCAGUAACUGACACCCCUCGUUCCAAAAAAAGAAACAGGAAGAACCAGCAGAAGAGGGUGGUUUGCCAUGUCCCCGCCGACGGCCUCCCUUGUGACCUGUGGGCUUGGCGUAAAUACGGCCAGAAACCUAUAAAAGGCUCUCCCUAUCCCCGGGGAUAUUACAGGUGCAGCAGCUCGAAAGGGUGCUUGGCGAGGAAGCAGGUCGAGAAGAGCCAGAGUGACCCGGCGAUGCUCGUCGUUACCUACACAGCCGAGCACAACCACCCCCUCCCUACCCACCGCAACUCCCUCGCCGGCUGCACCCGCCAGAAGCUGCCCCCUCCCUCGUCGCUUGUCUCCACCUCUCCGUCCGCCUCCGUUAGCGACCGGAUGACACCCUCCAUCCCCGCGUCGUCGUCCGUGAAGGACGAGCUCCUCCGGCAGUGGAAGGACAUGGAGGAGGAGGAGGAGGAGGAAGUGGAGGAGAUGUUGACGGUGGGAGACAUCGAGAUGGCGCGAGAGGAGGACGUGGUCUUCUUGGGGGUGGAGGGGCUGGUGGAGGGCACGGACGUCGGCGCCGCCAAGUUGCCGGCCCUCUCGGGCUUCUACGCCGACGGAGGUGGCCUCGCGGAGUAUUUCUUCGCCACCUGGCUGGCCUCCAACAACGCAGCAGCCGCAGCUGGUGGGAGUUGACAUAUGCUGAGAGUUAGAAAGGGCUGAAACUAGAGCAUCUGAGCCGUCCAUUUCUGUUUGGUGUACUUAAUAGCCGGUCCUUUCAUUGGCCGGAUUAUAACUUUUGGUCCUGUUUGAAACUUCCACUAGCAUCCUAAAUUCUAAAAUUUCUUUAAUUUCGAAUUCCUAGCGGCUGUGCCUACUUUUUCUUUAAGUAUGUAUACCCGUCCAAGGAUAACAUAACUAAAGAGUAUAACUGUGCGGAAAAAUAAAAAAAAAAAUAUGCAAAAAAAAUAUAAAUGUGUGCGAGAGUAAAAAUUAAAUGAUAAUA